AUGUCAAAGGAAUCAAACAAGCAGAAGUCACCUAAGUCACCCACCUCACCCAAGAAGAUGAUGCGACAGAAACGAGACCGGCGUAAAAAGAGCCUCUUACGAAAGGCCUACGAAUACAGCAAGCUGUGUGAUGCUGACGUCUGCCUGGGUAUUCGCAUUCGAGAGUCUGGCCAGGUCACUACAUUUCUCUCCGAUUCGACAGGAUUCUGGUCAGGCCUUUCCUCGCAACUAGAAAUAUACUAUCCACGCCCGACUCAGAAAACGGAGAAGGAUUUUGACUCCAAUCCUACAACUGAUGAGGAUGACUCAGCUGCAGUUGAAGACGUCAAAGGGGGAGAACAAUGA
Messenger RNA from Aspergillus luchuensis, 345 nucleotides. RefSeq lists its product as uncharacterized. Gene Ontology annotation, molecular function: protein dimerization activity; DNA binding. The record is from RefSeq and is a predicted model, not a curated record. The transcript has 2 exons. Lineage: Eukaryota; Fungi; Ascomycota; Eurotiomycetes; Eurotiales; Aspergillaceae. The coding region runs from base 1 to 345 and encodes 114 amino acids.